UUGGUGGCCCUGUGUGAGACCAGGACCGUGUCCCUUGCAGGUUGGUGGCUGGUGGCAGCAAGCAGUGCACAGGAAUUGCCCCGACCUUCCCUGUCGCUGCACCCCAGCCAGGGGGUGUCCCUGGGGGACAAUGUCACCCUGCGCUGCCACCUGCCCCGGGUGCAAGCCUGGGUCCAGCUCUGGUUGAAUGGAAUUCUGAAAUCUAACAAGGAAAAAGACAAGGAGCAGGAUACGGCUGAGUUCUCCUUUGAUGUCACAAACCUGGAAGAUGCAGGGACGUAUCAGUGUCGGUACCAGGUGUCAGAGCCACUGUGGACAUCAGAGAGGAGUGAUCCUGUGAAGCUGGUGCUGACAGGUGCUGAGGUGUCAUCCCGUGGGAACCUGAUGGUGGCGGUGGUGAGGCACUGCACUGCUGCCCUCAUCUUCA
Messenger RNA from Phasianus colchicus (ring-necked pheasant), 427 nucleotides. The record is from RefSeq and is a predicted model, not a curated record. NCBI's taxonomy places the organism in Eukaryota, Metazoa, Chordata, Aves, Galliformes, Phasianidae.